Molecule: messenger RNA, 1947 nt
Organism: Rhinolophus ferrumequinum (greater horseshoe bat)
Lineage: Eukaryota; Metazoa; Chordata; Mammalia; Chiroptera; Rhinolophidae
Product: zinc finger protein 709-like
Biological process (GO): regulation of transcription by RNA polymerase II
Cellular component (GO): nucleus
Molecular function (GO): DNA-binding transcription factor activity, RNA polymerase II-specific; RNA polymerase II transcription regulatory region sequence-specific DNA binding
Source: RefSeq, a predicted model, not a curated record
AUGUUUCAGGACUCAGUGGCCUUUGAGGAUGUGGCUGUGACCUUCACCCUGGAGGAGUGGGCUCUGCUGGAUCCUUCACAGAAGAAACUCUACAGAGAUGUGAUGCGAGAAACCUUCGGGAACCUGGCCUCAGUAGGAAAGAAAUGGGAAAAUCAUGACAUUGAAGAUCAGUACAAAAACCAGGGGAGAAAAAGAAGUCAUAUGGUAGAGAGAAUCUGUGAAAGGAAAGAGGGAAGUAAAUGUGGAGAAAACUUCAGCCUUAUUCCAAAUCUCAGUCUGAACAAGAAAACUCCUUCUGGAGUAAAACCAUGGGAAUACAGUGUGUGUGGAAAAUUCUUCAUGCAGCAGUCAUCUCUUAAUGGGCACAUCAGAUACAAGCCUUCUGUAUAUCUGACAUAUGGAGAGAAGCCAUAUAAAUGUAAGAUAUGUAGGAAAGCCUUCAUUUAUUCAACUUUACUUCAAAUACAUGAAAGAACUCACACUGGACAGAAACCCUAUAAUUGUAAACAAUGUGGAAAAGCCUGUAGAUGGCCUUCAAGUACACAUGGUCAAAGAUUUCAGAGACAUGAAAGGACUCAUAAAGGAGAGAAACCCUAUGAAUGUAAAGUAUGUGGAAAAGCUGCACAUCAUAUAAGUCUUCAGUCACUUGAAAGGACUCACACAGGAGUGAAACCCUAUAAGUGUAAAAAAUGUGGUAAAGCCUUUAGAUAUCAUAAAACCUUUAAAACACAUGAAAGGACUGACACAGGAGAGAAGCCCUUUGGAUGCAAAAAAUGUAAUAAAGACUUCAGUUCUCUCCAUUCUCUUCAAAGACAGGAAAGAAGUCACACUGGGGAAAAACCCUACACUUGUAAGGAAUGUGGGAAAGCCUUUAGUGCUCUCUCAACUCUUCAAGUACACAUGGUCACUCACACUGGGGAAGGACCUUAUAAAUGUAAGGCAUGUGAGAAAGCAUUCAUUUCUCCCAGUUCAUUUUGGAUACAUGAAAGGACACACACUGGAGAGAAACCCUAUGAAUGUAAAGAAUGUGGUAAAGCUUUCAGAGUUUACAUUUCCCUCCAAAAACAUGAAAGAAGUCACACUGGAGAGAAACCCUUUGUAUGUAAAGAAUGUGGAAAGGCCUUGAGUUCUUCAAAUUCUCUUCAAAUACAUGAAACCAUCCACACUGGAGAGAAAACCUAUCAAUGUAAACAAUGUACAAAAGCUUUCAGAUAUUAUCAAAGUUUGAAAGCACAUGAAAGGAGUCACAGAGGAGAGAAACCCUAUAUAUGUAAAGAAUGUGGAAAAGCCUUCACAUGUUAUCAAGGUCUUCAGUUGCAUGAAAGGACUCACACAGGAGUGAAACCCUAUGAAUGUAAACAAUGUGGUAAAGCUUUCAGUUCUCAUCUUUGUUUCCGAAUACAUGAAAGAAAUCACACUGGAGAGAAACCCUAUGAAUGUCAAAAAUGUAGUAAAGCAUUCAGUUCACCCAGUCAUCUUCGAAAACAUGAAAGAACUCAUACUCAAGAGAAGCCUUAUGAAUGUAAGGAGUGUGGAAAAGCCUUCAGAGUUCACAGUUCCUUACAAACACACAAAAGAACGCACACGGGAGAGAAACCCUAUGCAUGUAAGCAAUGUGGGAAAGCAUUCAGGUGUUCCACUUCUCUUCGAACACAUGAUAGAACUCACACUGGAGAGAAACCCUAUGAAUGUAAGGAACAUACUAAAGCAUUUAUUUGUCGCAGUUAUCUCCGAAGGCACGAAAUAACUCACACUGGAAGGAAACCCUAUGAAUGUAAAACAUGUAGGAAAGCAUUUGGAUGUCCCAGUGAUCUUUGAAUACAUGAAAGAACUCAUAUUGGAGAGAAGCCCUAUGAAUGUAGACACUGUGGUAAUGCCUUCUUUUUCACACAACCAUUCGAAGACAUGAGAAUGUACACUGUAGAGACAUCAUAUGAGUGUUCAUGA